CCGCGGAAGGACGUGCCUGCGCCGCAGCCCAGCGCCGCUGUAACCGCGCCGGCCCCGCGACGAACGUGCUCUCGCGCGCCUCUUGGAUUACUAGUGUGUGUGCCUCAAGCAGUCAGUGCGAAGUGAAGUGUGUGUGUGUGAUUGAGUGAUGUGCCCGCCGACAUGUGACCUGUGCUAAGUGUUUCACUGCAGUUCCCACUGCGGCUUCGGCGACAGUAGUUUUCAGCCCGUUGUCGCGACAGAGAUAAAAGGAGAAAGACAAUGGCCACCGCCGCCGCGUUGUCGCGGGAGUCGCGGAAGAACAAGCUGCUCCUGGAGUACCCCUGCAGAGUGGAGGGCUGGCUCAACGUUUGUGAGUGCCAGCUGCAGACGGGUCCGCGGCCCGCCAGAGCCGUCCGCGAGGGCGGCGUCGGCGCGUGGGAGCCGCACUUCUGCGUGCUGCUCCAGGACGAGCAGACCCUCACGGCCUACCGCAGCGAGGAGCUCGCGGUCCUGCCCUGGACUCCCGUGGGACGCAGGGAGAAGUUUGUUGGCCGUCUUAGUGUUUGUUUGAACAGCAAGUUUUUGUAG
This is a messenger RNA of Thrips palmi, 570 nucleotides long. Its product is annotated as ras GTPase-activating protein raskol-like. The transcript is spliced from 4 exons. NCBI's taxonomy places the organism in Eukaryota, Metazoa, Arthropoda, Insecta, Thysanoptera, Thripidae. The coding region runs from base 262 to 570 and encodes 102 amino acids. The record is from RefSeq and is a predicted model, not a curated record.